Messenger RNA from Medicago truncatula (barrel medic), 2785 nucleotides. Its product is annotated as E3 ubiquitin-protein ligase WAV3. Bases 317 to 2431 code for a protein of 704 amino acids. The transcript is spliced from 2 exons. NCBI's taxonomy places the organism in Eukaryota, Viridiplantae, Streptophyta, Magnoliopsida, Fabales, Fabaceae. The record is from RefSeq and is a predicted model, not a curated record.
UCUGAGCUACUCCACUCUAUCUUUUGACCACUAACCACCACUCAUCAUCUCUCACCUCAAUCUUCAUUCAUCCAUUAAUCCAUUUAAUUAAAACUCUCUCUCUCUCAACUUUACAUUGAUUAGUUUCCACUCCUCCACCUAAACCCCAUCUUCCACUGUCUUCUUCCCCAUGUUCAUUUCUACCAUGUUUCUUCACAAAGUUCAAAUCUUUCACAUACUCACAUUCAUCUCCAACUUCCACACCCUUUUGAGCCACUCCAUAAUCCUCUAAAACUCUCAACUCAACCCUUUUAGCCUUAAAAAGUAACAAAAAACUAUGGGAAGUAAAUGGAGAAAAGUGAAACUAGCCCUUGGUUUAAAUUCUUGUGUUCACAUUCCACAACCUUUAGAUGAUUCCUCCGCCGCAAGAUUCUCCGGCGCCACCUCUUCCGCCGCUUCUUCUCUCGCCGGUGACACCUCCGGUUAUAGUCCAAGUAUUCAAUCACCAUCUUCCUCUGGUUUCCGGUUACUCAAAUCACCUAAGGGUACUUGUGCAAUAUGCCUGAACACAAUGAAACCAGGGAAUGGCCAUGCCAUUUUCACCGCAGAGUGCUCUCAUUCUUUCCAUUUCCACUGUAUCACUUCCAAUGUAAAACAUGGGAACCAAAUUUGCCCCGUUUGUCGAUCAAAAUGGAAAGAAGUUCCUUUUCAGAGCCCGACUCUUAAUCCUCGAAGCAGUCAAUUAACAAGAGAAGAUGGCUGGCCACCUGCCGUAAGGAGGCUUCCUUCUCCCCAAGCUAAUGCAGGUGGACAGAUUUCAUCACUUUAUCACGUUUCUGAACCGGCUAUUUUUGACGAUGAUGAAUCUAUUGAUCAACAUGCUUCAAUUCCUCGCAACAGCAAUAAUAACGAGGCUAAUCACAAUGUAAUAGAUAAAGUUGAGAUCAGAACAUGUCCUGAGGUUUCAUCUGUUCCAAAAUCAGCCUCUUGUGACGCCUUUGCCGUGUUAAUUCAUCUCAAAGCACCUCAGUCAGAGAGUAAACAAAAUAUUCCCGGAAACAAUACGGACUCAUCACCACCUCCGGUUGAAAAGUCUCGUGCUUCAGUAGACCUUGUUACAGUUCUUGAUGUAAGUGGCAGCAUGUUAGGUACUAAACUGGCAUUGCUAAAACGAGCAAUGGGUUUUGUCAUUCAAAAUAUGGGUCCCUCGGACCGUCUGUCUGUCAUUGCAUUCUCCUCCACGGCGCGUCGCAUCUUUCCUCUUCGAAAGAUGACUGAAAUCGGACGGCAAGAGGCCUUACAAGCUGUUAAUUCUUUGGUUUCAAAUGGCGGAACAAACAUUGCUGAAGGCUUGAGGAAAGGUGCAAAAGUGUUUUCCGAUCGUCGGUGGAAGAAUCCAGUUUCCAGCAUCAUAUUACUCUCUGAUGGACAAGAUACAUACACAGUCAAUAGUAGACCCAAUGUCGGAACAAAUUACCAGUCACUUGUCCCAAACACCAUUCACCGUAAUAAUAGCAGUGUAGGCUUGCAGAUACCUGUGCAUGCGUUUGGCUUCGGCGCUGACCACGAUGCUACUUCAAUGCAUUCAAUCUCCGAGAUAUCAGGAGGUACAUUUUCUUUUAUCGAAGCUGAGGACGUAAUUCAGGACGCAUUUGCGCAGUGUAUUGGGGGACUCUUGAGUGUAGUAGUGCAGGAACUACAGUUAGAAAUCAGGUGUGUUCAUCCUCAGCUGCAACUUGGUUCGGUAAAAGCAGGAAGUUAUCGAACUAGUUUGACUACUGAUGGAAGAAUGGCUUCUAUUACUGUCGGAGAUUUGUAUGCCGAAGAAGAGAGGGACUUUUUGGUGACAGUCAAUGUUCCAAUUGAUAGUUCCAAUGAUGAGAUGUCAUUGUUGAAUGUUAAAGGUUUUUAUAGAGAUCCUAUAACAAAGGAAAUGAUAGCAUUGGAAGAAACUAGUGAAGUAAAAAUCGAGAGACCUAACAUAGGCAGAGAACUAGUUGUGUCAAUCGAAGUAGACAGACAGCUAAACAGGCUUCGAGCAGCUGAGGCGAUGGCCGAGGCAAGGGUUGCAGCUGAACGCGGGGAAUUGUCUGCUGCAGUUUCUGUCUUAGAUAGUUGUCAUAAGACAUUGUCUGAAUCAGUUUCUGCUAAAGCUGGUGAUCGGUUAUGCAUUGCACUUGCUGCUGAACUACAGCAAAUGCAGGAGAGAAUGGCGAACCAACAUGUCUAUGAGCAGUCUGGAAGAGCUUAUGUUCUGUCAGGAUUGAGCUCGCAUUCAGCACAAAGAGCAACGACACGAGGGGAUUCUACUGAUAGCUCUAGUCUUUUGCAAUCGUACCAAACUCCUUCUAUGGUUGAUAUGGUGACGCGUUCGCAGACCAUCGUGUUAGGGGCUCCACUAAGGCGAAGCCUCCAGCCUGCUAAAUCAUUUCCUGAAAGGCACAGAAGAUAAUAACAACAGUGCAUUGAGUAAAUUCUGCUUAUCUUAUACAUAAACUUGUGGGAAGACCUUUGGAGAUUACUGUAAUCUUCUUUUAUUUUUUAAUUUUGGUUAUGGCGGGGGUAUAAUUAAAAGGAAGGAAAUUUUGGGUUGGGGGAUAUAAAAAUUCCUGAUUUUUGCCAGUAUAAAUUGUAGAUGCAGAGAAUGGUGAAAAAGGGUAAGUCUAAUUUUUUCAGUGUGAUUGAGUGAUGUACAUAAUUUGCUAUUUUCAGUUGAACUGGGCUGGUGAAUUUUUUUUCACUUGAUUAUAUGCAUGUUGAUGUGAUAUACUUAAUUUUCAUAUGUGGUGAUCUUUAGGCUUUUCUA